AGUGCGCAUGCGCCAGCGUGACAGUGUUGAGCAUGUGAGGUCGGGAGUGUUGUCAUUGGAGCGGAGACUGUUAUUAUAACAGCCUGUCUGACUGAUUCACUGAUCAGCGUCUGAUCGGAAUGAUUAUUCAGGAUUAAUCUGAUCUGCUGCGGGUUUACAGACUGGUCAUAAUGUUUCGGCAGAGUACAGCGCUGCUGUCUAAACUCAGACACCUGAGUGUUUUGCGGAGGCCGAAGAGCAUCUCAGCCCCUGAGCGAGCUCUUCAGUAUGCGGUCGGUCAGAAGAUCCAUGGAUUCACUGUUCGAGAGGUCACGCCGGUGCCUGAUCUGUUCCUGACAGCAGUUAAACUGGAUCAUGAUGUUACAGGAGCUCAGUACCUGCAUGCAGCCAGAGAUGAUUCCAACAACCUGUUCAGUGUGCAGUUCCGGACCACACCCAUGGACAGCACAGGCGUUCCCCACAUUCUGGAGCACACCGUUCUGUGUGGAUCUCAGCGCUUCCCCUGCAGAGAUCCCUUCUUCAAAAUGCUGAAUCGCUCUCUCUCUACCUUCAUGAAUGCCUUCACAGCCAGUGACUACACCAUGUAUCCAUUUUCCACUCAAAAUGCCAAAGAUUUCCAGAAUCUUCUCUCUGUCUACCUGGAUGCUGUGUUCUUUCCUUGCCUUCGUGAACUGGACUUCUGGCAGGAAGGCUGGCGUUUGGAGAAUGAAAACCCUACAGACCCCUCAUCUUCACUGGUGUUUAAAGGGGUGGUCUUCAAUGAGAUGAAAGGAGUUUUUUCAGACAAUGAAAGAGUGUAUGCGCAGCACUUGCAGAAUAAGCUGUUGCCUGAUCACACAUACUCAGUGGUGUCUGGAGGAGAACCGCUGGCCAUAACUGACCUGACCUGGGAACAGCUUAAACACUUCCAUGCUACACACUAUCAUCCCAGCAAUGCAAGGUUUUUUACGUAUGGAGACUUACCUUUGGAGCAGCAUUUGAAGCAAAUACAGGAGGAGGCGCUGUGCAAGUUUCAGAGAACUUAUCCCAACACUGCAGUACCAGCUCAGAUUCACUGGCACAAACCGAGGGAAGAUCAUGUGACCUGCAGUCCUGACUCAAUGGCCCCGGACCCAACUAAACAGAACACACUGUGUGUGAGCUAUCUGCUGGGAGACAUCACAGACACGUUUGAGGCCUUCACUCUGAAUCUGCUGUCGUCUCUGAUGAUCUCUGGCCCUAACUCUCCAUUCUACAAAGCGCUGAUAGAACCCAAGAUAGGCUCUGACUUCUCCUCUGUAGUAGGGUAUGAUGGCAGUACAAAGCAGGCAUCGUUCAGUGUUGGUCUGCAGGGCAUGGCGGAGGAAGACAUAGAGACAGUCAAACGCAUCAUCAACCAAACCAUCGAUGACAUCAUUGAGACUGGGUUUGAGGAGGAGAGAAUUGAAGCUUUACUGCACAAAAUUGAGAUCCAGAUGAAGCACCAGUCCACCAGCUUUGGCCUGGCUCUCGCAUCUUACAUUGCAUCCUGUUGGAAUCAUGAUGGAGACCCGGUCCACUUGCUGAAAAUCAGUGAGAAUGUGUCCAGAUUCAGACAGUGUCUGCAGGAGAACCCUCGAUACCUACAGGACAAAGUCCGGCAGUACUUUAAGGAGAACACCCACCAGCUGAUCUUGUCUAUGAGUCCAGAUGAGCAGUACGUGGAGAAACAGAAUGAAGCAGAGCUGGAGAAACUCCAGCAGAAAAUACAGGCUCUUACUGAAGCUGAUCGUAAAAACAUUUACGAGAAGGGUUUGCAGUUGCUUUCUGAACAGAGCAAAACUCAGGAUGCCUCCAGUUUACCUGCCCUGAAGGUGUCUGACAUCACGCCCACCAUACCGUACACACCUGUGCAGAUGAGUACAGCAGGAGGAGUUCCUGUCCAGUACUGUGAGCAGCCCACUAACGGCAUGGUGUAUUUCAGAGCCAUGUGUAACCUCAACACCCUGCCAGAAGACCUGAAGAUCUACGUGCCCCUCUUCUGCAGUGUCAUCACCAAGUUGGGCUGUGGAGAGAUGGAUUAUCGUCAGCAGGCCCAGCAGAUGGAGCUAAAGACCGGAGGAAUGUCCGUAACGCCACAGAUAUUAUCAGACACGGCAGAACUUGACUUGUAUGAACAGGGGAUUCUUCUCAACUCUUCCUGUUUGGAGAGGAACUUGCCUGACAUGUUUAAUCUCUGGAGUGACCUAUUUAACAGUCCUCAUUUUGAUGAUGAGGAGAGGCUGAGAGUGCUGGUGAUGAUGGCAGCUCAGGAACUGUCUAAUGGAAUCUCGUAUUCGGGUCACUUGUACGCGAUGACCCGGGCAGCCAGGACUCUCACGCCCUCUGCUGAUCUGCAGGAGACCUUCAGUGGAAUGGACCAGGUGAAGUUUAUGAAGCGAAUGGCUGAGAUGUCUGAUCUGACGUCUGUGUUAAGAAAGCUGCCAAGAAUAAAGAGACAUCUCUUCAAUCCAGAUAAUAUGAGGUGUGCAGUGAAUGCUACUCCUCAGAAAAUAGCGGAUGCUGCAGUAGAAGUGGAGAGGUUUAUGGGUAAUAUAGCCUCUCACAGAAAAGAGCGAAAACCUGUCAGACCAAAUAUUGUUAAGAGACCAUUGGAUCUUCAUGCUCCUUCUGGAUCAGCUGCCAGUCGUAAACUCAUCUCUGAGGUUAAUUUUAAGCCCUGUCAGAUGAAGACGUAUUUUGAGCUGCCGUAUCCCGUUAACUUCGUUAGUGAGUGCGUGCGCACUGUCCCCUUCACACACGAGGAUUAUGCCAGUCUGUGUGUUUUAGGAAGGCUGAUGAGUGCGAAGUUCCUGCAUGGAGAAAUCAGAGAAAAGGGUGGAGCUUAUGGUGGUGGAGCAAGAAUGGGCGGAGGCGGCCUGUUCUCAUUUUACUCGUACAGAGAUCCUAACUGCUCUCAGACUCUGGGGGCAUUCAGAAGUGGUGUGGACUGGGCCAGAGACGGAAAGUUUAUGCAGCAGGACGUGGACGAGGCUAAGCUGUCUAUCUUCUCCGCUGUGGAUGCUCCCAUUGCCCCCUCAGACAAAGGUUUGGGGCUGUUUUUAAACGGGGUCAGUGAUGAGAUCAAACAGGCUCACAGAGAGAGACUAUUUGCUGUAACGCACAAAAACCUUAUAGACGUGGCUGGCCGGUAUCUUGGUAUUGGACAGAGGACGCGAGGAGUGGCAGUUCUGGGUCCCAAAAAUGAAAAUAUAAAGAAAGAUCCAUCUUGGGUUGUUAAAUAGAGAAUAGUUUUCUUACCGGAUCAUCAAAUGACUCCUGAAUUCUUAUCAAAUAGAUUUAAAACAUUCUUUAUCAGUCCGUUUUCUCUUGUUUACUUUUUCCGUUACUUUUUUUUUUUUGGCAACACGCACAAAGUGGUUCAUGUGAAUAGAAGAAAUGGACUUUAAAACCCUGGAUCUCAUUGUUGUUGGAAGUCCUGUAACUCCAUGAAGAAUCUUUGUCACAAUAUAUUAUUCCAUAAGUGAUCCAGUGGCAUUUCAGUUUUACAGGCCAUUAAGUUUACAUCAGUUUCACACAUGAUGCACUGCAGUAACGGCUGGCGGUGAUUGACUGAUAUACUUCAGAUGUAGUUCAGAUUCAGAAGGUUUUUAUAUGUUGUUUUGAGUUACAGAAAACAUUCCUUCAUCCAUUUUCUGAAAACUUAACCCUGCAUGUUUUUUUUUUUUUCUAGUAUGAAGUUCAAAAUAAAUACCUCUCAAAUUCAGUGUUAUAUAGCAGUCAAAGCUAAACUUAUAUAGUAUUUAUAAGUUUUUUUUAUUGUCAGGUAACUUUAAACGCACAACAGCACAUAAUCUGUAAUGGAUAAGGUUUAAAGGGUGUUCACCAAAACACUGACACUGAUAAAGCUACCUAAGCUACCUUCUUGAUCUUAGUCUUGGAAGCAGUUUAAAUGAUUAAAUGUUUCUUCAGAUCAGAUUUUUUGGCUAUGUUCAUCAGACUACAAUCCUAAAAAUCCUAUUUUUGCCAUGUUUAGAUAUUUCAUAGUGUGAACAGACAAGUUGAUUUCAAUGUGUCUGGGACAAACAACAAUCUCAUCAAAUCCAGAAUGGCAGAAGUGUGUGGGGUCCAAAAAGUGUGCCGCCAAAGUUGGGAUACUGACGCUUGACGCUACCCUCACCAACUACAGCAGUUCCUGCAGAGGCAUUUGUGAUGUCCAGAGAGGCAAAUCCAAGCUGAACAAAGUAUCUAGUUUAAGAAGCAUUUUAUUUACCUGAACACAGAGUGUUGUAGUAAAAAGUCAUUUUGACAAAGUGUGAAUGUGUUCACUCUGGUUGAACUAGUGCUGCAUAAUACUGAAAAAAAAGUACAUUACAUUUACACUAUUUUUUUUUCUGUGAUCUGUAUUGCGAUAUUGAAAAAUACCGAGAUUUUAACCAGGUCAAUGAUCCGACACUUCUCAAUAUUAAUAAUGUACUCAGCUUUACUCAAUACUGAAGUAAAAUGUGUCCCAGGAAAUGAAAGCAGUGUACAUGUUUCUUUUGGUUUUAAACAAGCAAGACAUUUUGAACACCCUGAGAUAACUGCUGAGAUGCUGUUGAAAUGAUCUAUUGUGCAGCCUUAUCUUGAACACAAUCCAGCAGUUUUUGAGAGAAAGAAAAAGUUAUUUUUUCCAGAAAUUGUGUUAAUUAAAUAAAUUCAUUAUGCAAAGAAAAUGCAUAA
This is a messenger RNA of Astyanax mexicanus (Mexican tetra), 4680 nucleotides long. It is a transcript of the gene pitrm1, whose product is annotated as pitrilysin metallopeptidase 1. Gene Ontology annotation, cellular component: mitochondrial matrix. The record is from RefSeq and is a predicted model, not a curated record. The coding region runs from base 171 to 3242 and encodes 1023 amino acids. Gene Ontology annotation, biological process: protein processing. Gene Ontology annotation, molecular function: metal ion binding. Lineage: Eukaryota; Metazoa; Chordata; Actinopteri; Characiformes; Acestrorhamphidae. The transcript is spliced from 27 exons.